AUGGCCGACCGCACGCAGCCAUUGGUGCUGCACCACAAGAACCCGGUGCCGUCCUACGUGCCCAACACUUGGCGGUGCUCGAUGCUGCACAAUGCGUGCCUCACGCUGUCCACGCCGCAGCCGACGUGCUCCGCUCGAUGCCGCAAGCGACCGUGGCGGCUGGACGUGUACGGGCCGAACGCGUCAUCGCAGGUGCGCCAAGUCCUCGCCGAGCGCCGCUUCAUGCGUGAUCCCAUCGAAAGCUUUAAGUUGCGCCCCCUCCAGCGCGACGUCCACAACAUGAGCGCCGGAGCGGUGCCGCCGUCACCCAUACUGCGUGGCGAGGCCGGAGGCCUCACGAUGAUCUGGCCCGUUUUUGAGCCUUCGUACGGCGACUUUUGGCGCGACACGAUGCUGCCUCUCGGGCACCUGCUCUCGUUGGGACGGCUUCCGCACCGACUCGGCUUUUCGGGGCUGCCGACCGGCUCGGGCGCGCUGGCGAGGACUAAUGCGGUGGAGGGGCUCGAGCGGAUACGUAGCGUGUGCACCUUUGAGCGGACGUCGCCUCGCACAUUGCGGUGCGAGGACGCGUGCUACGAGAGCGUGCGGCUGUGCGAGAUCCUCCCGCACAGCUCGUUGCGCGGAAGUGCCGCGUGGCUCGCCAUGGCGUCUCUCGAUGCCGCGCUCGGCUUCAAGGCACGGUACGCGCGCCGAUUCAUCCUCAACCUGAACGAGGUGGUGGCUGCGUGCGACGGCUUGCUCCUUGGCGGUUGGACGCUGCGAUGCGAGGCGCACGCCCUCGCGGGAAUGUCGCUGCACGCCGUGGUCGCCAAGAUGCGGCAGACGGACGUCUUUGUCUCGAUGCACGGCGGCGAUUGCAUCAACGCGCUGCACAUGCGCCCCGGCCGCGCAGUGAUCGAGCUGGUCAACCACGGGUUUGAGAAGGCGCCGUGGGUGUGGCUGGACCAGUACAUGCGGCUCGUCAAGAGGACUUUUCGCGUGCGGCGCAUCGUGCUGCCGUCCACUUCGGGCCAACGAGCUUCGGGCAGCAACCAGACGCAGAACUGGAAGCAGAUGCAAAAGAAUUUCGCAGACGCGUGGAACGCCAACGGCACUCUGCCAUGGCCUCGCUUGCGCGACGAACUCCAUGCCAUCGUCCACGAGCGCCUUCUCACACGGGCGGCGGGAGGGCAGCCGCAGCAGCCGCCACUGCAGCGGCAGCAGCCGCAGCCACCGCAGCAGCAGCGGAGGCGGCACAUGACACGGCUCGAACAUGAGGGAGUGGACGAACCACCACCCAAGUACGGCACGUUGGUGGUGCUGGUGCCGUACUUUGGAGCCCUGCCGCCGUGGCUGCCGAUUGCGCUCGCGUCGAUGGGUGGUCCCAACGCCGAGUUGGUCCGGUUCUUCAUCGUGGGUGAUGCGUCGGUUCCACCGGACGUCUCGGUGCCGUCGAACGUGCGCUUUGUGCCGGCGGAAUGGGACGAGGUGCGCAGGCGGGUGCGCGAGAAGCUGGGCGUGGACAUGCCGUACGACUCGCCGAGCUACCAGUGCAAGGGUUGCGUGAUGUACAGCUCAGACCGCGCGGCUGCGAAUGCGAGCGUUCUGGCGGCCGAGGCGAGGGCGAGGGUGGCCGGGAGUUUGCUCCACCACAGCAACAAGGUGACGGACCUCAAGCCCUUCAUGGCGGCUCUGUGGCCCGAGUUGCUAGCGGGCGCGGCGUGGUGGGCGUGGGGCGACAUCGAUGUCCUGUGGGGCGACCUGCCUCGCUACCUCGCCCUCGCGCCGCCCCGCGGCUCGUUUGUGUGUCCGCUGCUGCCAAACCCGUGGGGCGCAGCCACGUGGGGUCCCUUCACGGCCUGGCGCAUCGCGCACAACACCACAGAGCUCUUCCGUGAGUCGCGCAAGUGGCGGCGCGUCCUGCAGGAGCCGCGGCCGAUGCAGUUCGACGAGUGGUGGGGCUCUGGCAGCAGCGACUGGCGCAUGUCCUUCGUGGUGCAGCGGCUGGUGCGGCAAGGGCGGCUGGGCGAUGCGGGCGUCGCGCUGCCUCUCGCGGAGGCCAAGAGCUGCGUCGACCCGUGCGCCUGGUGCCCGUGCGGCGCACACACCUUUGAGUGGCGCGCCUCACGCGGCGCCGACGGCGUGGGCGGGCUGCGCGUCAACGGCGGCUCCGAGGUGAUGCUGCUUCACCUCGCAAUCGCAAAAAGGGGGUGGGACGCUGCCAACACGCCGCCGCAUGUGGCGAGGGCGACCUGCUUGCAUGGCCGCAUCGGCACCCAGCGCACGCGCCGCGGCGCGCCGGCGGCGGUGCGGCCCGCGCCGCUGGAGCGCAACCGCCCGGCCCGCGGCACGGGCAGGAGCAUCUCGUACGGCGGCCGCGUCGCAGUGGGUGUGUGCGACGCCGCCGACGGCAGUCGACAGCGGAAGAGAGAGAGCUGA
Molecule: messenger RNA, 2418 nt
Organism: Emiliania huxleyi CCMP1516
Lineage: Eukaryota; Haptophyta; Isochrysidales; Noelaerhabdaceae
Exons: 2
Coding region: 1-2418 (805 amino acids)
Molecular function (GO): glycosyltransferase activity
Source: RefSeq, a predicted model, not a curated record